UCAGAGUUGGGGAGGGACAGGAGGCAGGAGGGAACCGACAAAGAGCAAUGGAAAGAGAAGGCCUGGGAGCCAAGCAGGCCUGGGGUUGACUCCGGGCUCCCUUAGUGGCCUGCACGACUCAGAUGACCCGUCUGUGAAGUGCAGGUCACAGUGGGCGCCCCACAGGGCUGCAGAAAGGAGUGCAAAGGUGAUGCCCACGCCGGCCCAGGGCGGGGGCGCAAUACACGGCUGUUGCUGCUGUGAUUGCUGCAGGAAGGGAGUCAUUUGGAAGGCACAAAGGAACUAUAACCUACUUGGUGUCGGGACAAGCCUUAAGGACGGGGCGGGGAUUCCAGCCAGAGCUAGGUUCCAGCCUGGGUUGCCACCAACAGCGAAAGUGACUGCCAGGUGGCAGUAGGGUGACUUCACCAGCUUCAGUGCUUAGCGGGCAGGCGAGGAGGCGGAGCAAAAGAAGAAAACACAAAGGACGGGGAGGAAGCCGGGGAGACAGGUGGGGUACUCGGGAGGCUGGAGCUGGCCGGCCGUGCAGUCGCGGAGGAGCGAGGCCUGCAGGGCUCGGCAGCGAGGGACUCGGCCUCAGAGGCGACCCUGACCACACAGGUUCCUUACACACUGGGUCAAGGAGUAAGCAGAGGAUAAACUACUGGAAGGAGAGCAAAUACAAAGUCAUCAUGGCUUCAGCGUCUACUCGUGGAAACCAAGAUAAAGAUACCCAUUUGCCACCACCAAGCAAGCAGAGCCUGUUGUUUUGUCCAAAAUCAAAACUGCACAUCCACAGAGCAGAGAUCUCAAAGAUUAUGCGAGAAUGUCAGGAAGAAAGUUUCUGGAAGAGAGCUCUGCCUUUUUCUCUUGUAAGCAUGCUUGUCACCCAGGGACUAGUCUACCAAGUUGCUGGUCUCUUGGGAUUUGGCCUUGGAAAGGUAUCAUACAUAGGAGUAUGCCAGAGUAAAUUCUAUUUUUUUGAAGAUCAGCUUCGUGGGGCUGGUUUUGGUCCACAGCAUAACAGGCACUGCCUGCUUACCUGUGAGGAAUGCAAAAUAAAGCAUGGAUUAAGUGAGAAGGGAGACUCUCAGCCUUCAGCUUCCUAAACUUUGUGUCUGUGACUUUCGAAGUUUUUUAAACCUCUGAAUUUGUAAACAUUUAAAAUUUCAAGUGUACUUUAAAAUAAAAUACUUCUAAUGGAACAAAAA
Macaca mulatta (Rhesus monkey) is the source of this 1190-nucleotide messenger RNA. NCBI's taxonomy places the organism in Eukaryota, Metazoa, Chordata, Mammalia, Primates, Cercopithecidae. The record is from RefSeq and is a predicted model, not a curated record.